Molecule: messenger RNA, 1149 nt
Organism: Danaus chrysippus (African queen)
Lineage: Eukaryota; Metazoa; Arthropoda; Insecta; Lepidoptera; Nymphalidae
Source: the annotation of a GenBank genome assembly
AUGAUUACGGAGAAACGAAAAAUAUUGCUUUUCAUUGACAACUGUACAGCUCACAACAUAGUUCCGCCAUUGAAAGCAAUGAAAGUUAAUUUUUUUCCACCCAAUACGACAUCUAAGUUACAGUUCUUAGAUCAAGGAAUAAUAGAAAACUUCAAAUCUUUUUACAGAAAGGAAGUUGUAAGGAAACUAAUAACUGAUAUGGAACAACAGUCUGCUUCAUCUAUUAAUGUAUUGCACGCAAUUAGGAUGAUAGACAAGGCUUGGAGAAGUGUAUCUAUGACUACAAUGUCCAAUUGCGUUAAAAGCUGUGGAUUUUCGAAGCCACAAGAAGAAGCUUCAGAAGAACCUCAAGAGCCGGACAUGAAUUUAGAAGCGGACUGGAAUAAACUCCAGAACAUAGAAGUUCAAUUUGAAGAUUAUGUGACAUGUGAUGAAGGGCUAGCUACUACUAGAACGCUAACUGAUGCUGAAAUCAUUGACAUAGUUAAUCAGCAUACAGAUAAUGAUAAUGUUGAUGAAAAUGACGUCGAUCAUACUGAUCUAGCAGAUUUUGAACCAGUAGUAUCAAACAAGGAAGCCAGAGCAGCAAUUAAUACACUACGAACUUACAUUGAAAGAUGUGAUGAUAUUGAAGAUCGUGUGCCUUUAAUAGCUGAUGAAAUAGAUAUAAGCCCAUGGAAGAAUUUAUUGAUGAAGUUUGCUCAAGUGCAUGUGUGUUUGGAACAUCUGUACAGAGCGGAGACUUGUUUGAGGGCAGAUUUUGUUCAACUUAAACCGAUGGCAUCUAAGUUAUUAGAGAGCUAUGUAUCUGAGAAGUCAACCAUUAAAACAGUUGGUCAGCUGAUGAAUGAAGUUAUACAUAAUAUAUGUAUACCAAUCACAAACAAUAUAGUACAGGAUCAUCUCAAUAAACCAGCUGCUUGGUACAGAUUGGAGCUUGGUUUCAAAGAAGUCUCAGAUGUGAGAAACUACAAAGUAGUCAGCGUUUUCUCACAACUACCUGUGUUCCCGCCACAAGUAUGGCAACACAUAGAACCUCCUUCUGAAGAAAUUGUGGAAGUGACUUCUGUGGAAGAAUUGAAGUAUCAUCACACAAAAUAUAUGUUUAUAAGUGAUAAGUAUUCAAGGAAACUGGAUUUCUUAAUGUAA